This is a messenger RNA of Aspergillus ochraceoroseus IBT 24754, 1794 nucleotides long. RefSeq names its product putative oxidoreductase, FAD-binding. The coding region runs from base 1 to 1794 and encodes 597 amino acids. The record is from RefSeq and is a predicted model, not a curated record. Lineage: Eukaryota; Fungi; Ascomycota; Eurotiomycetes; Eurotiales; Aspergillaceae. Gene Ontology annotation, molecular function: oxidoreductase activity. The transcript is spliced from 2 exons.
AUGACAUCUGUUCUCAGUAAUUCGAUGCCCUGGCACGAUGGAGAAGAUAGGAUGCAUCAGCUGCUUCGAGUCCCGUCUCAGGACAAUCCUACGGUUCCCUUCCUCACCUCUCGAGCAGGCCUCAUGAUGAAGCAGUCUCCUCUGCUCGCUAUCGGUGCUCUUGAUAAAGAAGGGAGACCGUGGUCCUCUGUUUGGGGAGGAGAAGAAGGCUUCGCUACCCCGACCUCUAUGUCCAGCUUCGACGUUAGAACUCCAGUAGGGGAAACCUACGAUCCGGUGGUUGAGAGCCUACUGCUUGAUCCUGCGCACAAUAGCGGGAAGUUAGUCUCCUUCCUAGCUAUUGACCUGGAAAAUCGCCAGAGAGUCAAGCUUUAUGGAAAAUUAACUGCUGGUUCAUUGGAUAUCCUGGGUGAAGAUGAACACAUCCAAGCAGGUAUUGCGCACCUUGCCGUCCAUGUUGAUGGUAGUCUCGGUAACUGUCCCAAAUACUUGAAUGCGAAACAUAUUCUCCCGGCUCCACCUGAUCCAAAACUGAUCUCAGAGAACGCACAGUUGCCCUCUGAGGCUAUUAGGUUGCUUCAUCGUGCUGAUUGCCUCUUUAUCUCCUCGUCUCACGGGAACGAAGACAUGGAUACUAAUAUCCGCGGCGGACCUCCAGGGUUUGUCCGAGUCAUCUCCAAUGAGCCCAGCGGUGCGGUAUUUGUGUACCCUGAGUAUUCUGGAAACCGACUGUAUCAGACUUUGGGUAAUCUCCAGACAAAUCCUUUGGCAGGCUACGUGUUCCCCGACUUCGAGACAGGAAAUGCCUUGUUUGUCACCGGGAAAGCAGAGAUAUUGAUCGGCAAAGACGCAGCGUCAGUUCUUCCCCACUCAAAUCUAGCCGUGAGAGUGACGACCACGGCAUCUCGUUUUGUAGAAAAGGCUCUCACAUUUCGAGGCAUUCCGGGGAAACCUUCCCCGUAUAACCCCGGUGUCCGGUAUCUGGCAACAGAGAAAGUCUGCCCCGCCACAUUGAGUGAUGUUGAAUCACCUGUCACCGCGACACUGAUCCGAAAGGAAAUCAUAACGCCCUCCAUUGGUCGAUUCCGCUUUCGCAUCUCAGAUCCAAAAUUAGCCGGAUCAUGGACUCCUGGACAAUAUGCAACGUUCUCCUUCCAGGAUGAGUUGGACAUGGGCUAUAGCCAUAUGAACGAUAGUGAUCCAUCAAGUCUCAAUGAUGACUAUGUGCGGACGUUCACGGUUUCAUCUUGCCCAGGGUACGAGAUUCCCGAUGGGGAAUUUGAGAUCACGGCACGGAAACAUGGCAAUGUAACCCGCUACCUGUUCCGAGCCAACGACCGGGCCGGAUUAGAGGUUCCUCUCAAGGGGUUUGGAGGCGACUUUCGACUGAUGGAACAAAGUAGUGACGAUAUAUUAUUCCCCUUUAUCGCGGGAGGGAUCGGGAUUACUCCGGUUUUAGCCCAGCUUCCCAUUAUUGACAUUAGUCGGCUGCGACUCCUGUGGUCUGUAUCGAUAAAAGACAUUGACCUAGUCUUGGAUACCUUCAAGCGGUUUCCUCAAUUGCCGAGUUCAACAACCAUCUUCGCCACGGGAGGUGAGUCGCCGAAAGAACAGAGGAGUCUGGAAGCAGCGAUCUCGUCGGGGGCGCAAAUCUACCGUCGCAGGAUGGAAGCGAAGGAUGUAGAUCUCUCUCUAGCGGAGAGAUGGUAUUUUUGUGGGAGCGCAUCUCUAAAAGGUCCUGUUCUGAAUUGGCUCGUGGGUAAAAAGGUAGAGUAUGAAGACUUUAGUUAUUAA